Messenger RNA from Spirodela intermedia, 1483 nucleotides. NCBI's taxonomy places the organism in Eukaryota, Viridiplantae, Streptophyta, Magnoliopsida, Alismatales, Araceae. The record is from the annotation of a GenBank genome assembly.
AUGGGUGCAGGGAGGGAUUCCCUGCCGGCAAUGGCGAUGGUUAUGGUGCAGCUGGGCUUCGCGGGCCUGAACAUAGUUUCUAAGCUCGCCAUGGACGCAGGCAUGAACCCUUUCGUGAUGGUUGCCUAUCGACAGGUCAUCGCCACAGUCUUCCUCGCUCCCUUCGCCUUCUUCUAUGAAAGGUGUGAUGCCACUCUCUUUGUUUUCUCUUCUUCUCCUCCUCCAAUCCAUUCCUUAUUUCGUUCAUCCUUGUUCUUCCAGGAAAACCAGGAUGAGGAUGACGGGCACAGUCCUCUUCCAGAUCUUCCUUUGUUCCAUCUUCGGGUGAGUUCCCUUCCCCUAACCUGCGCCAUCAGAACUUCCCAUAUUUCCUAAUCUGCCUCUGAUCACUCUGAGGCUAUUCUCAUCGCCCAGAGCGACACUGAACCAGCUUCUCUACUUCGUGGGGCUCAAGUUAUCCACCCCAACAAUCGCAUGCGCCCUCAGCAACACUCUCCCCGCCAUCACCUUCAUCUUGGCCGUUCCCUUCAGGAUGGAGACGGUGGAGGUGAGAACCAAGGCCGGAUCAGCAAAGGUCCUGGGGACGGCCAUCUGCGUCGGUGGGUCCAUGCUGAUGACCUUCUACAAGGGAAGCCUCGUCCGCCUGCCACCGUCGAGUAUCCACUGGCGCUACGCAGAGGAGGUCGCCGGCGAGGUUCCCUCCGCCGCCGGCGAAGAGAUGGUCCUCGGCGCGACCCUGGUGGUAGCUAGCUGCUUCGCCUGGUCCGUCUGGUUCAUCAUCCAGGUAACUGGUUAGAACAGCCUCACAUUAGUCUCUGUGUACGCGAAGAUGAGCGAGAACUUUUCCAUUAAUUUCUGUCUACAGGCGAAGAUGAGCGAGAACUUUGCGUCACCUUAUACGAGCACCGCCAUUAUGAGCCUUAUGGCGAGCCUUGAGUGUCUGGCCGUCGGCGCCGCUGUCGAGAGGAAGGCCGCCGGCUGGGCCGUCGGCUGGGACAUCCGCCUUGUCGCCGCCUUCUACACGGUACGUACGUCCACCGCAUUCCUGCUGCUGACAUUCCGCCGCCGUAUGACGCAACCUCCGUAGGGCAUAGUCGGCUCCGGCCUCGCCUUCGGGCUCAUGUCCUGGUGCAUCCAACGGAGGGGCCCCUUGUUCGUCUCCAUGUUCAGCCCGCUACUGCUCGUCAUCGUCGCCGUGCUCGGGUGGGCAAUCAUGGGGGAGAAGAUCUACCUUGGCAGGUUAGCAGCCUCGAACCAGAAGCUCCUACACAGAUCACCAAGUUAUAAAUUUCCACGGACUUUGUGAUGAAACCAGCCGCUCUUCUUCAGCAUGGUGGGCUCUGUUCUCAUUGUCGGAGGGCUCUACUUGGUGCUCUGGGGGAAGGGGAGGGAGCUCCGCGGGACCAGCUCCACCGCCGGCAAGUCUUUCGACGAGGAGAGAGAGCUGGGUUUUGCCACGCGGUCCCCCCGCCCCACAAGCUGA